Molecule: messenger RNA, 2026 nt
Organism: Trichoderma asperellum CBS 433.97
Lineage: Eukaryota; Fungi; Ascomycota; Sordariomycetes; Hypocreales; Hypocreaceae
Biological process (GO): regulation of DNA-templated transcription; DNA-templated transcription
Cellular component (GO): nucleus
Molecular function (GO): DNA binding; zinc ion binding; DNA-binding transcription factor activity, RNA polymerase II-specific
Source: RefSeq, a predicted model, not a curated record
AAUAGGGUAGAUGCAAAAUGUCUACCCCUGCGAAACCUCAAAACGUGUGCAAAGGGUGCAGGUCAAGAAAGAAGAGAUGCGAUGGUAAUCGACCGUCUUGCUCAUCGUGCACCGUGAGAGGUGAGCUCUGCUACUAUGAAAGGAGUAACAGGCGGAAUCUUUGUCGUGAUCGAGUUUCUGGCCAUGUAAAUGGAGGGACUACCAGAAACCCCGCCCUCCAAGACUGGACUUCAUGGCCGGUGGACGAGGUCGACGCGUUACUAGGAUUGGAGCCCACUGAAACUAUCCCAUCAUUUAUGGCUGGGCCUCAGUUGGAGGAUUCUUACGAGUGGAUAAUGCCCAACAAUGAGCUGUUAGGGACUGCUAUUCAAGCUUCUUGUCCUGGCAUUAAUCAGACCCUCGCCAUACCUCAAAAUACUGGUUCACCAACGCUACCCACGCCUCUAAAGGCACCGCCAGAACUACCAGAGCUGCCCCAGCUACUGCAGUUGAUCGACUUGUUCUUUGAGAAGUUCUAUCGCUACAUACCCAUAAUCCACCGACAAACCUUGAUGUCUGCCAUUGAGUCUCAAGGUCCCCAGGGAGUACCGCCGGUCUUGUUAUUCGCCAUCAUCGCAGUUUCAACCAGUGGCCAUCCCGACUCCCGGAUCCGACAAUCUCAGAGAAUCUGGUACGAAGAGGCAAAGAACCGGGUUUCAAAAGAUAUACAACUGUCGCACCAUGUUCUGCAAACCUUGCAGGCUGCAGUCCUGGUGGUCUAUCUAGGGCUUGCACUUGUGGAUUAUUCGCCUUGUAUUGUGGUUCUUGGCGAGGCUUGGAGAAAAACUGUUGCUAUUGGCCACAGCUAUGGCGAUAGUUUGAGAAAGAUGAUUGUAGAAUCGCUAGGUACCCAAGAAAAAGCGACGUGGAUAGAGAGAGAGGAGACUAUACGAAUCUCAUGGAUGCUGUUUAUCAUGGAUCGAGCCAUGUGUUUUCCGAUCGGACUGAUGCAUGCAAUAGACGACCGGAGGAUGACGAUUGAGCUUCCAAUGUCGGAGCAUGACUUUCAAAGCGUCAAUGAACCCGUUUCUAAACAUACCAGCCGCUUUACACAUAACCUAAGUAAACUGAUCUCAACCGUUCGAGAAAACAACUUGCAGGGCGCGGCAAAUCAACUGCAGUAUAUCAUUCUGAUAUAUACCUUUAUAGGGCGCAUAAGCGAAGCGCUUGACUUUGCCGACGAUGAAGAAGAGCGUAAAGAGCGAAUAGAAUCGCUUUGCAGUGAUCUUAUUAAAAUUCGCCUGAUGCUUCCGCGCUCUGCUACAGAGCUUUCAUUUGCCAGUUAUGACGAAUUUACACAGGUUCUUUGGCUGAAUAUGGCCUUGAAUACCUGCACUAUCCUUUUACACCAGAGGCCUCUUAACGAAGGCGAGUCCCUCGACGAUGCUGGAACGGAAUUAGCUAUAAAUUGGCCACACUGCGUCGCGGCCGCUCGAGCCUCAAUAGCUGUCCUUCGAGAUGCUUCUCGCGUAUCCAUAGAUUUCGUGGGCAAUGCACAUAUUCCAUGCCUGCUCUUCCCCAGCUGCAGGAUUCUGACGAAUGAAUACUUUUGCCCCUCGAAGCGCCAGAGAGAAGCUAGAGGCGCAGACGGUGUCCAGCCACCCAUGGGUCGCGAUCCCAAGGUGCGAGAGGACCUAGAAGUUAUUGCUUCGGCGUAUGCGAGAAUGAAGGAGGAGUGGCCCGCUCUGGGUAAAAAGUUUGGUAAAGGAAUGUACUUUUAUCUGCAUCAAGGAGCAGAAUUUGCGCGAAAGUCAAAGGUUGCCGGCGUUCGAAGUCUAGUUGGAGUAUGCGACAACUGGGGGACUAUUCCUGAUGACUAUAAGCUGGAUAUUCCAACCUGAGUAAAGUGACAAGAAAAGAAUUCUUGAUGGAUUGAAUUGGGGAAAUUUUCAAUUUGAAUACCAAGGAAUGGAUAAUGGGAUAAACAUUAGGACAGCAUCAUUUCUUAUACGGCCUUUAAUUCUAUAACACUAAAUAUCAUUCCGCU